AGUAACACCAAAAUUUACCUAACCCUUCCCCAGUUGCAUCCUGCAAUUUCUCAACGUCUCUCUCUCUCUCUCCCUCUCUCUCUGCUCUUAAAAAAAAUGCUAUAAUUGGAUCACGUCCUUGGCUGGAUCUAAUAUUUUAAGCACCCUUUUGGCUAAAGCCACCCAGAAUUCACGUGCCUUUGAAACAGAAAUUUGUUUCAACAAAAAAGAUAUAUAGUAAGUAAGAUAAGAUAAACUUUGCAGAGCAUUAUUAUAUUUUAAUAUUUAUAUGUAUAUAUACAGGGAAGUUCUCAAGGAAUAAUGGUGGUGAAUUAGAGAAUUUAGAAGGGCAAUUUCUUCUUUUUUGUUUUUUCUUUUGAGAGGAAUCUUUGGGAUUCCCUGACAGACAAUGGGAAAUAAGGCUUGGUUUUCAGUGGUGGUGGGAUUUGUGUGGUUGAUUUUGGUCAAUGUUAAUAAUGUUGGGGCUUACCCAGUUGAGGAUCUGGUAGUGAAAUUGCCUGGCCAGCCAAAAGUAAGCUUCAGUCAAUAUGCUGGUUAUGUUGAUGUUGAUUUCAAUGCUGGGAGGAGCUUGUUUUACUACUUUGUUGAAGCUGACAAUGAGCCUCACAAGAAGCCCCUAACUCUCUGGCUCAAUGGAGGUCCAGGGUGUUCCUCUGUUGGUGGAGGCGCCUUCACAGAAUUGGGUCCAUUUUAUCCGACUGGUGAUGGUCGAGGCCUUCACAGAAAUUCAAUGUCAUGGAACAGAGCAUCAAAUCUCCUUUUUGUUGAGUCUCCUGCUGGUGUUGGAUGGUCAUACUCAAACACCACUUCAGAUUAUAAUUCCGGGGACGCUGCUGCGGCCAAUGAUAUGCGCGAGUUCAUGCUGAAGUGGUUAGAGAAAUUUCCGACUUAUAAGUCUAGAGAUUUGUUUCUUACUGGAGAAAGCUAUGCAGGGCACUAUAUACCUCAAUUAGCUAUUGCUUUAUUGGAUUACAAUGAACAUUCAACUGGUUUCAAGUUCAAUCUAAAAGGAGUCGCCAUUGGGAAUCCACUCCUAAGACUUGACCGGGAUAUUCCUGCUUCAUACGAAUUCUUUUGGUCACAUGGAAUGAUUUCUGAUGAGCUUGGACUUACAAUCAUGAAUGAAUGCGAUUUUGAUGAUUAUUCCCUUGAAACUCCACACAAUGUAACCGAGUCAUGCACCAAUGCCACAACUGAAGCGAACCAAAUAGUUGGUGACUACAUAGACCAGUACGACGUCAUCCUAGAUGUUUGUUAUCCGUCCAUUGUCGAGCAAGAGCUGAGGCUGCGUAAACUGGCUACUAAGAUAAGUCUCGGUGUUGAUGUGUGUAUGAGUUACGAAAGGCGUUUCUAUUUCAACCUUCCCGAGGUUCAGCAUGCUCUUCACGCGAAUCGGACAAAGUUACCUUAUCCUUGGAGCAUGUGUAGUCGAGUUUUAAAUUAUAAUGAAACUGAUGGUAACAUAAACAUUCUGCCCUUGCUCAAAAGGAUAGUUCAAAAUCACAUACCAGUUUGGGUUUUCAGUGGAGACCAAGAUUCCGUUGUGCCAUUGCUGGGAUCCCGGACCCUCAUCCGCGAACUAGCACACGAGCUAAAAUUCAAGAUCACGGUCCCAUAUGGAGCUUGGUUUCACAAAGGCCAGGUCGGAGGUUGGGCUACCGAAUACGGAAACCUACUGACUUUUGCCACAGUGAGGGGUGCUUCUCAUAUGGUGCCAUUUGCACAACCUUCAAGAGCAUUGCAUCUGUUCAGCUCAUUUGUGCAUGGCCGGAGGUUGCCAAACAACACACGUCCUUCAAUUGACGAUUGACAAAAGACUUAAGAUGCAGAGACACAACUUUAGUAAUUGGUAGUAUUUUUUGUGAUUUUUUUUUUUUUUUUUUUCCAAAAGAUAUAGAAUUUUGCUCUUCAUAGGUCAAUAAGGAAUAUGGUUACUGGUGAUUAGUUUUCAGGAAAUGUGAUUGAAAGAAAAAUUGGAAAACAGUUCCAAUUAUAUCAUCCAACAGAGGUAGUUUGAUUUAGGAAUUUCCACAUUAUUCUUUAUGCUGAGAGACAGAUUAACCAUAUUUGUUCACAAGCUCUUUUUGCUUGUAGAAAAUUGAAGAAGCAUUUUAAUUUAUGUUUUAUGAAA
Messenger RNA from Morus notabilis, 2131 nucleotides. Its product is annotated as serine carboxypeptidase-like 42. NCBI's taxonomy places the organism in Eukaryota, Viridiplantae, Streptophyta, Magnoliopsida, Rosales, Moraceae. Gene Ontology annotation, molecular function: serine-type carboxypeptidase activity. The transcript has 10 exons. Gene Ontology annotation, biological process: proteolysis. The record is from RefSeq and is a predicted model, not a curated record. Bases 389 to 1810 code for a protein of 473 amino acids.